UCAUAUAAUCAUCCAUCAUUCAGCUCCUUACUUAAGAUUACCUCACUGUGUUGUCUUACCAAGAUCUUCAACACAAAAGUUCAGCAUGUGAAGACCGAAUACUACAAAGUCUCCUCAGGGCCUCUCUCGCGAGGAAAAGAACUAACAGUAUUAGGAAGCACAAAGUCAAGACGAAAGUGUUCAUUCCUAAGGGAGCAUGGAUCCAAUUGUUUCUGCAACUACUGAGAGUGCACUGAAAAUUUUAGGACAUUUGGUCAAACGACAUUGGGGCUACAUUUUUAAUUACAAAAGCAAAUUUGAAAAGUUGAAAUCUUACGUUGAGUACCUGGAAGAUAAUAGGGAGAGGCUACAACAUGAUGUUGAUAAAGCACUAGAAAACGCAAAAGAAAUUGAAAAUGACGUUCAACGUUGCUUAAAGCUUAUGGAUGAGAAGAUAAAAGAAUAUAGAAGUUAUAUUAAUGAUGAAUGUCAUGAAAAGAAAAUAUGCUCAACUGGUUUCCUUCCAAAUAACUUCCAUUUGAGGUAUCAGCUUGGUAGAAAAGCUACGAAGAUGGUCGAGGAAAUCAUAGAAGAUGGACUUUGGAAAAAGAAAUUUGACAAAGUUUCGUAUCAAGAAUACCCAUCCCCUGAUUAUGCUUUUUCAAACAGUGGUUAUGUGAGCUUCGCAUCUAGAACUAGAACUUUGGAGACGAUUAUGAAAGCACUGGAAAACUCAACAGUUGAUAUGGUUGGAGUUUAUGGGCAUUCUGGUAUGGGUAAAACCUUUUUGGUUAAAGAAAUUGCUAAGAAAGCUCGAGAAAAGUUGUUCAAGAUAGUGAUUAUAGCAAAUAUUACAGAAAAUCCUGACUUCGAAAAAAUUCAAGGACAGAUUGCUGACAUGCUGGGAAUGACAUUGGAAGAGAAAAGUGAGAUUGGUAGAGCAAAUCGAAUUCGAAAGAGGUUAAAGAAAGAAAAAAAGAACACCCUUAUUAUCCUUGAUGAUCUCUGGGAUGGAUUAGACUUGAAUAGAAUUGGUAUUCCAUGUGAUGAUGAUGAUCAAGAUGAUGCAAGCCGACAGGAUGUCAGUCACAUAUCUAACGAUUUUGGUUACGGUAACACAGAAAAUAGUGAGUGGUCAAAAGUUGAUUUGAAUAAGAUGAAAAAGGAAAAGUCAUCCAAGAGUUACAAAGGAGGCAAAAUUCUUCUAACAUCUAGAAAGAAAGAAGUAUUAUGUGAUCAAAUGGAUGUGCAACAGAGCUCUACUUUUAGGGUGGAAGGCCUUGAUGAAAAGGAGGCACAGACUUUGCUAAAGAAAGUUGCUGAUGUAAAAAAUUCUGAUUUUGAUAGCAAUGCUAUUGAAAUUGCAAAGUGGAGUGGUGGAAUUCCGAUAGCGUUAGUUUCAAUAGGAAGGACACUAAAGAAUAAAAGCUUAUCCACUUGGGAAGACAUUUGCAAACAAAUUAAAAGACAAAGUUCUACCGAAGAAUGGGGAUUUACAGACUUCUCAAUAAAGUUGAGCUAUAAUCAACUGAAAACUGAGCAGCUAAAAUGUGUGUUCUUACACUGUGCAAGAAUGGGAAAUGAUGCUUUGAUUAUGGAUUUGGUCAAAUUUUGCAUUGGUUUGAAUUUGCUUCAAGGAGUCCACACAAUUACAGAUGCAAGGAAAAGUGUACAAAGGAUGAUAAAAGAACUAGAAGAAUCGAGUUUGUUGGUGAGAAGUUAUUCUAGUGAUCGCUUCAACAUGCAUGACAUUGUGCGAGGUAUUGCUCUUUCGAUAUCAUCCAAAGAAAAACAAGUGCUUUUUAUGAAAAAUGACAUACUUGACGAGUGGCCUCAUGAAGAUGACUUUGAAAGGUACACUGCCAUUUUUUUACACUCUUGUGACAUCAAAUAUGAGUUUCCUAAGAGUAUAUCUUGUCCUCGAGUUGAAGUCUUACACAUUGACAAUAACACUGAAUCUUUUGAAAUACCAGAUGACCUUUUUAAAUUUAUGAUUCGACUCAAAGUAUUGGUAUUGACUGGUGUUAAUCUGUCUUGCUUACCUUCAUCAAUUAAAUGCCUGAAAAAACUAAGAAUGCUUUGUUUGGAGAGAUGCACUCUUGAAAAGAACCUAUCGAUCAUUGGGGAGUUAAAGAACUUACGAAUUCUUAGUCUUUCAGGAUCUAAUAUUGAAAGUUUGCCUCUUGAAUUUGGGCAACUGGAUAAGCUUCAGCUUUUCGACAUAAGCAAUUGUCCAAAUCUAAGAAAAAUAACUUCCAAUAUUAUAGCAAGGAUGAACAUUUUAGAGGAAUUUUACAUUAGAGACAAUUUGAUUCUAUGGGAGGCUGAAGAAAAUAUGAAAAGUGAAAAUGCUAGUCUCUCUGAGUUGAGGCACUUGAAUCACUUGCAAAAUCUAGAAAUACAUAUACAAAGUUUUGCCCAUUUUCCGCAAAACUUAUUUUUGGAUAAGUUGAAUAGUUACAAGAUUGUCAUUGGUGAAUUCAACUUACUUAACUUGCUUACAGUGGGAAAAUUCAAAAUCCCAGAGAAGUAUGAAGAGGUGAAAUUUUUGGCAUUGAACCUAAAUGAAAACGUCGAUAUUCAUUCAAAAAAAUGGGUUAAAAUGUUUUUCAAAAGUGUUGAAUGUUUGCUGCUAGGAGAACUUAAUGAUGUUCAAGAUAUUUUCUUUGAAUUAAAUGUGGAAGGAUUUCCAAAUUUGAAACAUUUAUCCAUUGUAAACAAUUUUGGCAUUAAUUAUGUUAUCAACCCAAUGGAGCGAUUUCACCCUUUGCUGGCCUUUCCCAAAUUGGAGUCCAUAUGGCUUUACAAACUGUACAAUUUGGAGAGAAUAUGUGACAAUGAGCUUGUGGAUGCCUCUUUUUGUAGUUUAAAAGUGAUCAAGAUUAAAACAUGUGCUAAAUUGGUAAACCUCUUCCCAUUUUGCAUGGUUAGACUCCUCACUGUGCUUGAAACAAUUGAAGUGUGUGAUUGUGAUUCUUUGAAGGAGAUAGUUUCCAAAGAAAGACAAACUCAAAAUGUUAGUGAUGACAAGAUUGAGUUUCCCCAGUUACGACAUUUGACAUUAAAGUCUUUACCAACAUUUACUUGUUUAUAUACCGUUGAUGAGAUGCUUGGUAGUGUACCAUUGUUGCAAGGCCAAAUACUACAACAUGAGACCACAAAUAUUGUCACUAACGCUGAGCAUGGGGUCACCAAUUCUUGCCUUCCACUCUUCAAUGAAAAGGUUUCAAUCCCUAAAUUAGAAUCGUUGGAGUUAUCCUCAAUCAAAAUUCAAAAGAUAUGGUGUGACCAAUAUGAUCAUAAUUUUCAAAACAUUGAAAAGAUAUGGUGUGACCAAUAUGACCAUAAUUUUCAAAAUUUGCUCACAUUGAACGUGACAGAUUGCGGUAAUUUAAAGUAUUUACUAUCAUUCUCUAUGGCUGAAAGAUUGGUUAAUCUUCAAAGCAUUUUUGUAAGUGAAUGUGAAAUGAUGGAGGAUAUAUUCCGUCAAGAAGAUGCAGAGUAUAUUGAUGUUUUUCCUAAGUUGACGAAAAUGGAAAUCAUCUGCAUGGGGAAACUUUCUACCAUUUGGAAAUUCGAUAUUGGUUUGCAUUCCUUUAAAAAUUUGAGCUCUUUGAUAAUCAGAGAGUGCCAUAAACUUGUUACAAUUUUUCCAAAUUAUAUGGGGCAAAGAUUGCAAAGCCUUCAAAGCUUGACAGUUACAAAUUGCAAGUUGGUUGAAAAUAUAUUUGAUCUUGCAAAUAUUCCCCACACUUGUGAUAUAAUUGAAACAAAUUUGGAAAAUAUAUUUCUAGAAGACCUGCCAAAUUUGGUGAAUGUAUGGAAGGGUGUCACCGGUGAAAUACUCAAAUGUAAUAAUUUGCAAAGCAUAAGAGUUGAUGAGAGUCCAAAAUUGAAAUAUCUCUUUCCAGUUUCUAUUUCCAAUGACCUAGAAAAACUAGAAGUCCUUGAGGUAUGGGAUUGUUGGGCAAUGAAAGAGAUUGUUUCUCUGGACAAACAUUCAAGUGAAAAUGCUAUCAGCUUUAAGUUUCCUCAUCUAAACACUGUAUCCUUGAUAGACUUGCAUGAAUUGAGGAGUUUCUACUCAGGAAUUCAUACUUUAGAGUGGCCACCCUUGAAGAAAUUGAAAAUAGUUGACUGUAGCAUGCUCGAAGGUUUCACUUCAGAAAUCACAAAUUCACAAGAACAACCAAUUGUUUUAGCUACAAAAAAGGUGAUAUAUAACUUGGAAUAUAUGUCGGUGAGCUUGAAGGAAGCAGAGUGGUUACAGAAAUACAUUGUUAAUAUUCACAGAAUGCACAAACUAGAAGAACUUACCUGCUAUAGAUUGAAGAAUAAUGAAAUUCUCUUUUGGUUUCUUCAUAGACUUCCCAAUUUGAAAAGUUUAACAUUGGGACUUUGUCACAUGAAAAGAAUUUGGAUUCCUGAAAGUCUUAGUUCACGUGAAAAAAUAGGUGGUGUUGUGGAGCUUAAAGAGUUAGAAUUGCGUAGCAUGUGGUCUCUAGAGGAUAUUGGCUUUGAGCAUGAUGUGCUUCUUCAAAGGAUAGAAUGCUUAAUCAUUCUACGAUGUAAAAAAUUGACAAAGCUAGCGUCAUCCUCAGUAUCUUUUAGUUACUUAACAUACUUAGAAGUGGUGAAUUGUAUGAUGAGGAAUUUAAUGACACUCUCAACCGCUAAAACCUUGGUUCAACUCACAACUAUGAAAGUAGGUUCAUGUCCAUUAAUUGUGGAAAUUGUUGUCGAAAAUGAAGAGGAAAAAGUACAAGAGGUUGAGUUUAAACAAUUAAAAUCAUUAGAAUUGGUAUCUCUAAAAAAUCUCACAAGUUUCUCUAGUGUCGAGAAGUGUGACUUAAAAUUCCCACUAUUGGAAAACUUAGUAGUAAGUGAAUGUCCUCAAAUGAAAAAAUUAUCCAAGGUCCAAAGUGUUCCAAACCUACAAAAAGUACACGUUGAAGCAGGAGAAAAAAACAAAUGGUAUUGGGAAGGUGAUUUGAAUGCCACUCUACAAACACAUUUCAAAGAUCAGGUCUAUUUUGAAUAUUCAAAGGAAAUAAAUCUUGUUGAUUAUCCCGAGAGGAAAGUUCAACAUGGAAAAUUUGCUUUUCCAGACAAUUUCUUUGGUUGUUUGAAGAAAUUGGAAUUUGACGAAGCAUGUGAAAGAGAUACUUUGAUUCCCUCUCAUGUACUACCUUACUUGAAGAACUUAGAAGAAUUGAAUGUGCAUGGUUGCAAAUCAGCAAAAUUGAUAUUUGACAUAGAUGAGAGUGAGAUGAUGACGUAUGGAAUAGUGUUUCGUUUGAAAAAGCUUAUUUUAAAGAACUUGUUAAAUUUAAAAUGUGUAUGGAAGGAAACCCCGAGAGGAAUUGUCAGUUUUCCUAAUUUGAACAUUGUUAUUGUUCAUGGUUGUGAAGGGUUGGUAACACUGUUCCCUUCAUCCCUUGCCAGAAAUCUUAAGAAGCUUGAGACACUUUUAAUAUCGGGGUGUGAGAAAUUGGUAGAAAUUGCUGGAAAGGAAGAUGGAAUGGAAACGACAAUAAUGUUUGAAUUUCCUUGUUUAUCCUACCUAAAACUUGUGAAUAUGCCAUUGUUGAGUUGCUUUUAUCCUGGAAAGCAUCAUCUUGAAUGUCCCUUAUUAGAAAUUUUAUUUGUGGCCAAUUGUCCUAAGUUGAAGCUAUUCACAUCAGCUACAGAAGCAGCUACAGAAGCAGCUACAGAAGCUCCAAUUAGCCUGCUACAACAUCCUAUGUUCUCUAUUGAAAUAUUGGCUUCUCACAAACUGAAACGUUUGGCACUUAAUCAGAAAAACUUUACGUUGUUGAGCGACACACGUUUGCCCCAAGACCUUCUUUGGAAGCUAAAUUUUCUUUGGUUGUGCUUUGAGGAUGAUAGCAAUGAGAAAGAUACUCUGCAUUUUGAUUUAUUUCACAAGGUACCCAGCUUAGAAUAUCUUAUAGUACAGAAAUGGUUUGGUCUGAAGGAGAUAUUUCCCUCUCAAAAGCUUCAAGUUCACCACAAUGUACUUGCUGGAUUGAAACAAUUAUUUUUGUUCCAAUUAAGUGAGUUAGAGUGUAUAGGUUUAGAGCACGCGUGGGUACAACCAUACUCCCAAAAGCUUGAAUUGUUAAAGCUUUACGAGUGCCCUCUGGUAGAAAGAAUAGUUUAUGGUGCGGUGUCUUUCAUCAAUCUUAAAGAGUUAUAUGUGGAGCGCUGUGAGAAGAUGGAAUAUUUAUUCACAUUUGCAACACUCAAAAGUUUGGUGAAACUCGAGACUCUAUUCAUAGAAAAUUGUGAAUCAAUCAAAGAAAUUGCAAGAAAUGAAGAGGAAGAUGGCUGUGAUGAGAUGGUAUUUGGACGGCUGAGGUGGAUUUACUUGAUAUGCUUACCGAGGCUAAUAAGCUUUUAUUCAGGAAAUGCCACUUUGCAGUGCCCAUGUCUGGAAUGGGUGGUGGUAGAUGAAUGUCCCAAUAUGAUAACUUUCUCUGAAGGACUCAUAAAACUACCAAUAUUUUCGGGGAUUCAAACAUCGAAACAUCCUGAUUUCACUUUCCACGUCGAUCUCAACACAACUGUCCAAACCUUAUUUCAUGAAAAGGAAUUUUUCAACCAUUCAAAGCAUAUGAUUCUUGAUGAUUAUCUCGAGCUGACGGGAGUUCAGCACAUAAAACCUGCUAUUUCAGAGAAUUUCUUUGGUAGUUUCAAGGAAUUAGAAUUUGAUGCGGCAUGCAAAAGAGCUAUCGUAAUUCCAUUUCAUGUACUCCCUUACUUGAAGAACUUAGAAAAGUUGAAUGUGCAUAGUUCUGAUGCGAUAAAGGUAAUAUUUGACAUUGAUGAGAGUGAGAUCAAGACAGAGGGAAUAAUCUCUAAUUUGAAAAAACUUACUUUAAACAACUUGUCAAAUUUGAAAUGCGUAUGGAAGGAAAAUGUGGGAGGAAUUGUUAGCUUUCCCAAUUUGGAAGAAGUGGUUGUCAAUGGUUGUGGAAGCUUGGUAACCCUGUUGUCUUCAUCCCUUGCCAAAAGUCUUCAAAAGCUUAAGAAACUUCACAUGGAGAUGUGUGAAAGUUUGGUAGAAAUAGUUGGAGAUGAAGAUGAAAGGGAACAGGGAAGGACAUUAACGUUUGAAUUUCCUUGUUUGAUCUUAGUAGAUCUUUGGAAUAUGCCACUGUUGAGUUGCUUUUAUCCUGGAAAACAUUAUCUGGAAUGCCCCAUAUUAGAAGCAUUAUGGGUGGCCUAUUGUCCUAAGUUAAAGUUAUUCACAUCAGAUCUUGAUGACAGUCAUAAAGAUGAAGUUACAGAGGCUCCAAUUACCCCGCUACAACAACCUUUGUUCUUGCUGGAAAAGGUUUCUCCCAAACUGAAACAAUUAUCAGUGAAUGAGAAAAACAUGAUGUUGUUGAGAGAUGGAUGUUUGCCACAUGACCUUCUUUGCCAGCUAAGUCAUCUUUUGUUAUGCUUUGAGGAUUAUGAAAUUCAGAAUGAUACUCUGCCUUUUGAUUUGUUUCACAUGCUACCCAGUUUAGAAUAUCUUCGUUUGCAAAAAUGUUUUGGUCUAAAGGAGAUAUUUUCCUCUCAAAAGUUUCAAGUUGAGGACAAAGUACUUGCUGGAUUGAAAAAAUUAUUUUUGGUCGAAUUAAGUGAGUUAGAGUCUAUAGGUUUAGAGCACACGUGGGCACAACCAUACACCAAAAAGCUUGAAAUGUUAACUCUUUUCACUUGCCCUCGAGUAGAAAACAUAGUUUCUUGUGCAGUGUCAUUCAUCAAUCUUAAAGAGUUGUCUGUGAAGCACUGUGCAAAGAUGGAGUAUUUAUUCACAUUCGCAACACUAAAAAGUUUGGUGAAACUUGAGACUCUAAGCAUAAAGAAGUGUGAAUCAAUCAAAGAGAUCAUAAAAAAGGACGAUGAAGAUGGUUGUGAUGAGAUGGUAUUUGGACGGCUCAGAUCAAUUAAGCUGAAUUCCUUAACAAAGCUCGUAAGCUUUUAUUCAGGGAAUGCCACUCUGCAAUGCUCAUAUUUGAAAAACCUGAUGAUAGUUGAAUGUCCCAAUAUGAUAACUUUCUCUCAAGGAGUCGUUAAAGUGUCAAUGCUUUUGGAGAUUCAACCAUCAAAAGAUUCUGAUUCAACAUUUCAAGGCGAUCUUAACACAACAAUCGAGAUAUUGUUUCACGAACAGGAUUUUUUCAACUACUCAAAGCUUAGGAUUCUUGAUGAUUAUCUUGGGAUGAUGGGAGUUCUACACACAAAACCUACUUUAUCAGACAAUUUUUUUGGCAGUUUUAGGAAGUUGGAAUUUGAUACAACGUGCAAUAGAUCCUUCGUAAUUCCAUAUCAUGUACUUCCUUACUUGAAGAACUUAAAAGAAUUGAAUGUGCAUAGCUCCGAUGCAGUGCAAGUAAUAUUUGACAGUGAUGAGACUGAGGUUGAGACAAAGGGAAUAAUCUUUGGUUUGGAAAAACUUACUUUAAAACACUUGUCAAAUUUAAAAUGUGUAUGGAAGAAAAAACUCAAAGGAAUUGUGAGCUUUUCCAAUUUGGAAGAAGUAAAUGUUGAUGGUUGUGGAAGCCUAGUAACAUUGUUCCCUUUAUCAAUUGCGAAAAAUCUUAAGAAGUUGGAGACAUUUGAUAUAGAGGAGUGUGAGAAGAUGGAAGAAAUAGUUGGAAGGGAAGAUGAAAUGGAACAUGGAACGACAAUAACAUUUGAAUUCCCUUGUCUGUCAUAUCUAAUUCUUGUAAACUUGCCACUGUUGAGUUGUUUUUACUCUGGAAAACAUCAUCUAGAAUGUCCCUUGUUAGAUAAGUUAUAUGUGGGAUAUUGUCCUAAGCUGAAGCUAUUCAGACCAAGCUUUGAUGAUAGUCAUAAAGAUGAAGUUAUAGAGGCUCCAAUUAACCGGCUACAACAACCUUUAUUCUCGAUUGAAAAGGUUUCUCCCACACCAGUGGGAUUGACACUGAAUGAGGAAAACAUUAAGCUUAUGAGUGAUGCACGUUGGCCACAGGACCUUUCUAAAUUAUUCAUUCUUAUACUGUCCUUUGAGGAUGAUAACAAUGGGAAAGAUAGUUUGCCUUUUGAUUUCUUUCACAAGGUACCCAAUUUAUUCAGUCUUGCAGUACAGAAAUGGUUUGGUCUGAAGGAGAUAUUUCCCUCUCAAAAGCUUCAAGUUCACAACAAUGUACUUGCUGGAUUGAAACGAUUAUCUUUGUGGGAAUUAAGUGAGUUAGAGUGUAUAGGUUUAGAGCACACGUGGGUACAACCAUACUCCACAAAGCUUGAAUUGUUAAAGCUUUACGAGUGCCCUCUGGUAGAAAGAAUAGUUUAUGGUGCGGUGUCUUUCAUCAAUCUUAAAGAGUUAUAUGUGGAGCGCUGUGAGAAGAUGGAAUAUUUAUUCACAUUUGCAACACUCAAAAGUUUGGUGAAACUCGAGACUCUAUUCAUAGAAAAUUGUGAAUCAAUCAAAGAGAUCAUAAAAAAGGACGAUGAAGAUGGUUGUGAUGAGAUGGUAUUUGGACGGCUCAGAUCAAUUAAGCUGAAUUCCUUACCAAAGCUAGUAAGCUUUUAUUCAGGGAAUGCCACUCUGCAAUGCUCAUAUUUGAAAACCCUGAUGAUAGCUGAAUGUCCCAAUAUGAUAACUUUCUCUCAAGGAGUCAUUAAAGUGUCAAGGUUUUUGGAGAUUCAGACAUCAAAAGAUUCUGAUUCAACAUUUCACGGCGAUCUUAACACAACGAUUCAAAAAUUGUUUCACAAUCAGGUAAUCCAUCUGUCAUGAUGACAGUAAUGAGCGUUUGGAGUUGUUCUUCCUGUAGCAUUUGGUUAACUGGAUUUCUGAAGUGCAAUAAGAGGUGGAGAGAACAAUGACGAUAACUAUUAUGUAUUAUGAAGAAUUAUGAAGAACUAAAGUUUAUUUUAAGUGUCUUUUUCUUUUCUUUUUGAGUGGUUCAAAUAUGAAUAAGGUGGACCUACAUGGCCUUCUAUUGUGUUCAAUUAAGUUGUAUUGUAUGCUAUGAGUUACUGAAGUUAAAUACUUUGAAGAUUGCACUUGGUGACACUGUCAUUUCUGCCACCAUCCUUUUAAAAGAAUGUGUUUGA
Molecule: messenger RNA, 10056 nt
Organism: Vigna unguiculata (cowpea)
Lineage: Eukaryota; Viridiplantae; Streptophyta; Magnoliopsida; Fabales; Fabaceae
Molecular function (GO): ADP binding; ATP hydrolysis activity
Source: RefSeq, a predicted model, not a curated record